Molecule: messenger RNA, 1497 nt
Organism: Dothidotthia symphoricarpi CBS 119687
Lineage: Eukaryota; Fungi; Ascomycota; Dothideomycetes; Pleosporales; Dothidotthiaceae
Exons: 2
Coding region: 1-1497 (498 amino acids)
Source: RefSeq, a predicted model, not a curated record
AUGUCUCUUGUCAUCUCGAAUGCUGGACGGCUGAAGCCUGAGAUUCGCCUUGCUGAGGCUGUGUCUCAAUUCAAGUCUAGCCUCUCGACUGACCAAAAGAUGCUUCUUGAUGCGAACACAUCUCAAGCCAUGAAGAACACCCCCACUCCGAGCGAUGUUAUGCGCUUUACUGCAGAGUUCAAUCGUCGUGUUUCUUCCGAGGCUGGAGGUCGUUGCUAUGGACCGCGUUUAGCGAACUUUUUGCAAGGUGUGCAGCAGUUUGCUGCUCUUGGAGAUGUUGUUGUUGGAGGUUCGCAGAACAUGAUCGCAUGUGGUGUCUGGUCACUUGUGCGCAUGUCGUUGCUGGCCACCAUAAAUAUUUCCUCAUACCUUGAGAGUUUGUCUCUCCUGUUCAUGGAGGUCGGCCGCUCAGUACCACGGAACCAAGCAAUAGCAUUGCUAUAUCCUCAAUCCCGGAAUCUUCAAGCUCAUAUGAGCGAGUACUUCAUUGUGGUAGUAAAACUUUGUCACAAGUUGAUGAGUUUUGUUCAGAAGUCAGCCUUCCAAAGACUAACCACUGCACUUGGCGACAUGGACCUCAAGACCUUUCGAACAGAGCUCGAUCUUUGGUCAGGUUUGAUCAAAGAUGAAAUGGGCUUACAAGUCGCGCAAAGAAUUGAGAGUGAAGCGUGUGACAACUCCCGGUUCAGAACUCUUUCAAAGAAUUUCUCGACAUCUUUCUCCCAAGAUCAAAAGCGCGCCAAAAAACUGCGGAUCCUCGAUCUCUGCUCCCAAUACGACUACGGAACGACCUGGAAACAAAUUCGCAAGAUCGGGAACACGCAUCUAUUUACAAAGACAGCCGACUACCAAACGUGGAAAACGAGUGUGGAAUCAUGUACACUGGUAUUCACCGGUAGAUUGGGAUCUGGGAAGUCCGUCAUGAUGGCCAACAUGGUAGAAGACCUCAACGUUCAUACUGGCGGUGCUAAAUCUACGGCGGCAUACUUCUUCUGCAAGCACGAUCUUCCAGAAAGUCUGAAAGCGCGAACGAUCAUCGGUGCGUUAGUGCGACAGGUAUUGCAACCUCUGCCGGACCUUCCGAGUCUUAAGGAAACCAAGUAUGGAAGCCUGGAUUAUGAAGACAUGUUGGAGCUGCUUCGACAUGCUCUUCCGCGCAGACACCUCACGUACUUUGUUCUGGACGGCUUGGAUUUGUGUGACGAGUCAGAGAAGGAAGAGGUAUUCCCUAUAUGUAGACUACUCCAAAAAGUAACCUCGGUGCUAAUUUGCAUCACCUAUCGACUGGAGCCGAACAUCACCUUAGGAUCCUUACACAACCGCUUCAUCGCCCCACAAGUGGUGCCUCUUCCUGAUAACCAGUCGGAUAUCGAGACCUUCAUACAAGCGGAACUGGAGCGUUGUCUGGAGCGGCGUGUCCUAAAUAUAGGAGAGCCUAGACUCAUACUAGACAUUCAGGAUGCACUUUCAAAAGGAUCGCAGGGAAUGUUCCUUUAG